AUGACCACCUCUAUCCGAGACGGCGGCCCAGCCCUAAAAACCCCCCUGGACUUCCCCGACAGCCCCCUCAGCCUGGCCCAACGCCAACCGCUACUGCUCGGCGUCUUCCUCGACCUGCAAGACCGCCACCUCUCCAACCACCCCACAACCAACAGCUGGACCUUCGACUACAACCUCUCCAUCGUGCAAAAAGCCGAAGCAUCGGGUUUCGAAAUCGCAUUCAGCCGCAUGCAAUGGCUCCCAAAGGGCGGCUACGACGGGGAAGCAUCACUCGACUCAUUCAUCGCCCUCGGCGCAAUGGCCGCAGCAACCAGUCGCAUUCUGCUCAUCUCCACAAUCCACGUCCUCUACGGGCCGUUACACCCCCUCCACAUCGCCAAAUACGGCGCGACGCUCGACCAUAUCUCCAAGGGGCGGUGGGGUGUUAAUAUCGUCACCGGGCACCGCGCAAUCGAGCACCAGAUGUUCGGGUGGAACCGGAUCGAGCAUGACAAGCGGUACGAGAUGGCUGGGGAGCUGGUUGACGUGGUGAAUAGUCUGUGGGGGGAGACGGAGAAUCUGACGUACGAGGGGAAGGUCUCACCCUGGAAACUGGAGAAUGCGUGGAUUACGCCGAAGCCGCUCUUUGGACGGCCGGUUUUGGUGAAUGCGACGGGGUCGCCGGCCGGUGUGGACUUUGCGGUGAAGUACUCGGAUUUGGUGUUUAUUACUUCGCCGGGGGGCGCGGAUAUUGGGAGUGCGUUGGAGACGUUGCCGGGGCAUAUUAGGAAUAUUAAGGAUGCUGCGAAGAAGGCGGGGAGGGAGAUUAAGGUCUUGAUUAACCCUGUUGUUGUCUCGAGGGAUACGCCGGAGGAGACGGGGGAGUAUUUGCAGGGGAUUGUCGAUGGUAUGGGGGGGGAUACGGAGCCGAAGAGGUUUAAGGGCUAUGAUAGCGAUGCCCAUGCGUGGCGAGGACAGAAUGGCCCGCGGAAGCAGGGGUAUAAGCUCGGCGGGAAUGUCGAGGUUAUCGGGUCGCCGAAGGAGGUUGUCGAGCAGUUUGUAGAGCUGCAUCGAACGGGCAUUGAUGGGCUGCAGUUAGGGUUCUACGACUGGGAGGUCGACUUUGACCACUUCUUGGACAAGAUCCUUCCCCUUCUCAAGGAGGCUGGACUGCGCGUUUAA
Molecule: messenger RNA, 1161 nt
Organism: Aspergillus puulaauensis
Lineage: Eukaryota; Fungi; Ascomycota; Eurotiomycetes; Eurotiales; Aspergillaceae
Product: LLM class flavin-dependent oxidoreductase
Exons: 1
Coding region: 1-1161 (386 amino acids)
Molecular function (GO): oxidoreductase activity, acting on paired donors, with incorporation or reduction of molecular oxygen
Source: RefSeq, a predicted model, not a curated record